AUGCGCCUCGUCAACACCCAAACCAUCCAACUCGAGUUCCUCAACGACGACGAUGUGCACGACCACGCCAUUCUCUCCCAUACCUGGGAACAGGAAGAAGUCCUCUUCCACGACAUGGGACGUGAUACCGCCAAGUCGAAAAAGGGCUACGCUAAGCUCGAGAGCUGCUGUCGCGACGAUUCCUGCUGUAUCGACAAGACGAGCAGUUCGGAACUGAAGGCCAGCAUCUGUUACGUGUACCUCGCAGAUAUUUCUACCAUCUCUGAAAUCUCGAAUAGUAGAUGGUUCACCAGAGGUUGGACACUACAAGAGCUCAUUGCACCAAGUUCAAUGAUCUUCUUCGACAAAGGUUGGCGCGAGUUGGGUACCAAGAUAAGUCUCGUACAUGUUCUCUCACAAAGAACGAACAUACCAGAAUCUAUACUCUGUGAUAGCGAAGAGCUAGAGACGACGAGCAUCGCACAGAGAAUGUCGUGGGCAGCUGACAGAGUCACAACAAGAAAAGAAGACGGCGCAUAUUCUCUCAUGGGUAUCUUUGGGAUCAACAUGCCCCUCUACGGCGAGGGCGACAAGGCCUUCUAUCGUCUUCAAGAGGAGAUCAUGCGCGUGUCAGACGAUCACAGCCUCUUCGCUUGGAAGGCCAUCGCUGCUCGUGGCGGUUUGCUUGCCCCGGCAUCAGCUGCUUUCAGGGGCUCGGGUAAUAUCAUCCCGUGGAAUCCAUUCACGGCUUAUAUGAGUCCAUUCACGAUCACUAACAAGGGGGCGCAUAUGGAGGCUCCGUUCAUCGCGCAGGAUACCUCCGAUCGGGGUCUUUGCGUUCUUCAUUGUACGACUAUCGGGACGAGGGAUAAGUUACUUGCAGUUCAUUUGAGGGAUGUGUAUUUGACGAUGGAGCAUUUUGAGAGAUGUAGGAUUGAUGAGUUGGAGUGGGUUGACUUGGACAGUUUUAAUCUCACACAGUACCCCGUGAGGUCUUUGUGUAUACGGCUACAUCUCCCAUCGAUCUCCCGAAGUACAGGUGUUGAGCGCAACGGCCUGUUAUUACUUGCAGAAGCCGCUUCAGCAGGAGAUUCCGGGUCGGUCUGGUCCCUACUAGCCCAAGCUCCAUCCGGAACAAUGCACGACCAGGCCCGCUCAGCAAUCUGUCUCGCUGCUCGAGGCGGCCAUGAGCGCCUUAUCAGCCAACUUCUGGCAAGAAGAGACAUAUCUACUCUUAUCACCGACAGUGAAGGCCGGGCUGCUCUGUCCCACGCUGCAGAGUGCGGCCAAGAAGCUAUCAUCAGAUUCAUCCUAUCCAGCGCCAGAAUCCAUCCUAAUACCAGGGAUAUACAUAGACUGACUGCGCUGUGGUAUGCGGUGUACCAUGGACACACUUCCUGUGCAAAACUACUUCUCCAGAAAGGUUUGGUCUCAGGCAAUGUCGGCGGUAGCGGCGAACCAGCCCUCUGCGCAGCACACGGCGCCGACCCUGAUGAACGAGAUACAAAGAGACGAUCCUCCCUGCAUAUCGUAUGCAGGCAGGAUAACUAUGAGAUAGCUGAUAGGCUAAAAACUACGGGUAAAACGAAACUAGCGUUUUCGAUAUUGAGUGGUAAUGCAGUGUUGGUGAAGGUCUUGCUUAAGAAUGGGGCGAAUCCAAGGGCGAAGUGUGCGAAUGGGAAGACGGCAGCGGCUUAUGCUACGGGGCAAGAGAUGAAGAAUCUCAAUGGGAAUCAGAGGUGGUAUAAGACGUUACUUGAUAGGACGAGUACGAAUCGGUCGUGA
This is a messenger RNA of Fusarium oxysporum Fo47, 1764 nucleotides long. Its product is annotated as ankyrin repeat-containing domain protein. The transcript is spliced from 7 exons. Gene Ontology annotation, molecular function: protein binding. NCBI's taxonomy places the organism in Eukaryota, Fungi, Ascomycota, Sordariomycetes, Hypocreales, Nectriaceae. The record is from RefSeq and is a predicted model, not a curated record. The coding region runs from base 1 to 1764 and encodes 587 amino acids.